Messenger RNA from Penicillium verrucosum, 1353 nucleotides. Its product is annotated as putative ubiquitin conjugating enzyme E2. NCBI's taxonomy places the organism in Eukaryota, Fungi, Ascomycota, Eurotiomycetes, Eurotiales, Aspergillaceae. The transcript has 3 exons. Gene Ontology annotation, cellular component: nucleus. Gene Ontology annotation, molecular function: ubiquitin conjugating enzyme activity. Bases 1 to 1353 code for a protein of 450 amino acids. The record is from RefSeq and is a predicted model, not a curated record. Gene Ontology annotation, biological process: ubiquitin-dependent protein catabolic process; protein polyubiquitination.
AUGCCGUCCAACUUGCGCCGGCUAGCUGCCGACCACGCUGCCUUGCACCGUGAUCUUCCACCGUACUACCUGCAGCCGUCAGAUGGUGACGACCUGUCACAGCUCACAAUACUUCUCACCGGCCCAGCGGGCACACCCUUUUCACAAGGAUUAUGGGAGCUCCAUCUUAAGAUGCCCGAUGACUAUCCUAAGAGCCCUCCAAAGGCUACCUUUAAGACGAAAAUAUGGCAUCCGAACAUGGAGGAGCUUACCGGAGCCGUCUGUGUGGAUACGCUUAAGCGGGAUUGGCAGCCCAGUCUAACACUCCGCGAUGUAUUGGUGACAAUCUCAUGUCUACUUAUCUACCCCAACCCAGACUCUGCCCUCAACGCUUCUGCGGGCGCUCUUAUGCAAGAGAACUAUGACGCCUUCGCACACCAAGCCAAACUCAUGACCUCAAUCCAUGCCGCGAUCCCACCCAACUUCAAUGAUGCAGUGACUGAAGCAAAGCUCCGAGGUGAGGAGGCAGCGACCACACUCGAGGAGAAAGAAAAGGACGCAGUCAUUCAACGCCCGCGGAAACAGGCCCGCACCCACGCCGCUACAAGCAAGAAAACCGCCCGCAAUACCACUGCAGUAGAAAUCACACCACAAUCCCCAUAUCCUUCACAAUCCUCCUCAAACCCGUUCGCCCAACCUCCCCCAUCCAUGGCAGACGACGUCGACAGCGAAAGCGACGACCCCGCUAGCGCAAGCAAAGAAAACAACCCAACUCUUUCCCCCUCUCCUGUCUACUUCGCGCCCCCGAGUCCUCGUAAGACUGCCUUGGGAAAACGCCCCCUCUCCGUCCUCUCAAUCCACUAUCCAGAAGACUCCGAUGCAGACAUGAUGCUCAUCGAUUCCGACAACGACAACGACGCCCCCGCCAUGACCUCCAAUGAACGAAACAUAACUGCAAACACACGUUCUCGUUCUCGUACUUCUUCACCACUACGGAAAACACCCAAGCUCUCCUUACUUUGUGGAGGAGUCAAUGCCUCCGGCCGUCUCCGCGAUGAGAUGCCAAUAUUCGAAGACUUGCCCCAGCUGGCCAUGCAAGACCCCCUACGUCGGCUGAGCGGCGACGGCAAAGAAAACCGCGGAUCCGCAACCGUACGUGGGUUAAAAGAGAAGCGCGAAUACCAACCCAUGAAGACGCUCAAUGGUUCUACUCCCGUUUCUCCAGCACAUGCUCAACUCCCCACGCCAUCACUAUCAUCGUCAUCUCUGUCCGGCUCCUCCAAUUCUGGAAUCUCAAAGAAGAAAGCCACGAGCGGCCUACACAAGCGCCUUGCCGUCAGAGCAAAGCCGCGCAUUGGAAUUCGCCGGCUAUGA